Messenger RNA from Penaeus vannamei (Pacific white shrimp), 3094 nucleotides. Its product is annotated as myb/SANT-like DNA-binding domain-containing protein 4. NCBI's taxonomy places the organism in Eukaryota, Metazoa, Arthropoda, Malacostraca, Decapoda, Penaeidae. The record is from RefSeq and is a predicted model, not a curated record.
GUGAUGUGCAAAUAUAACAUGAAUAUUGCAUCAUCUGGCAACUCGUCCUGACUGGGCCAUGGCGCCACAGUGUCCCUCCCAUGCGGACUGUGGAAUAGUGAAGUCUUAACGAAACUCUAACGAACUCUGCAAAAAUAGCGAAGAUAACUCCGUCGAAACUUUGCAGAUACCAGUGAAACUGUUAAUCGUGAAUAAGUGGAAUUGUGUCCUUAAACUACAUAAACCAUGGAAGGGAGGAGAAGGAAGGCAAAGUUUUCAGUUUACGAAAUUGACGUUCUUGUUGAUGAAGUAUAUCGGAACAGGACGACUCUCUUCAACAAACCGUAUACUCAGGCUUCCAACGAAAGGAAAUUGAGUGUCUGGAAGUCUAUAACAAAGCGGAUAAACGAAGUCUGUACCGUCCGACCUAGGACACUGGAAGAAGUACGGAGGAAAUGGUACUAUUAUUGGUACGCGAUGAAAAAAGAAGCAGUAAAACGGAAAAACAACAUGCAAGCGGGAAUCGGCUUACUGGAGGACCUUUCGACACCGACAGAUACAAAAAUGUUCGAAAUGCUGGAUGAAUAUGACGACAGCAGCAAGGUGAUGAGUGAAGAUGAAGCAGAACAUUUCGUGGAAAACCAAACAUCGCCGUCCCGUAACGUAAACGCUGAGGAUGAGAAACUGAAGCGCUCCAAGUCUUCUGAUUCCCUGUCGAUAAACCACGACGAUGACGAAGAGUUCUCUUCGGAUGAUGAAUUAUCUCCACCCGUUUCAAGGCCACACCAAGUCCCGUCACAAACACCAUUAUCACAAGGAUGUUUUGUUAAGUCUGAACCAGGAGUUCGUGUCAUUACCGUUAACACUGAGAUGAAAUCUGAGAUAUCGCCCAUGGUUCACGAAGUCGCCGAACCAAUGAAGUCGACUUCAGAAUCUCAGCUGCGAGUCCUGACUUUCAGCACUCCUCAGUCAUCCCUGAAGAAAUUACAAGGCAAGAGAAACAAACGAAUACGAGGGGUUCUUGCUUAUCGAGACAAAGAAUUCCUCAGACUGGAAAAGCGACGUAUCGAACUGCAGGUACAACAACUAGGAAUUUUGAAAGGUAUACAGAAGCAAAUGGAAAUGGACUCUGAAAGAAACCAUGCUUUCCAGGAGGAGUUUCUUGAGAUUUUGCGGAAAGGAAUUCAAACGGCACAAGUUUCCACGGAAAAAUAACAAAUAUGCACACACACGCACGCAUUCUCUAUCUCUGACUUGUCAUUUACUCACUCAUACCCACAUGCUAUUUAUAUUUGUAUACAUUCAUACGUAUGUAUAACAUAGUGUUAUAAAUCAAAUGUGUAUAUUGUUACGCAUGAAAAUGGUUGUGUUAAUACAAUUAAGAGGUAGAUUAUACUUCAGGAUACUUGAGUACUUUACAUAAAUGAGGAAUAACAUCCACCAGUAUGGCUUGGAAAAAGUGCAAAUUUUUAUUCUACAAGUCAUUUUAGAUCUAUUUUAUGUUACCAUGUAGUAAAGAGGUAGAAAUGGCAAAACGAGGCCUUAUUUCCUAUUAUACCAUACAAGUCAUGUCAAUUAUAGUCCCACAUAAAGAAUAAUGAAAGUAAUCAUUAUCCUUCAGUAUAUGAUUUUAAAAUUGUUUCAUAAUCUGAACUGAACAGUUAAAACGUGUACAAGUCAACAACAUAAAGGUAAAUGCAGAAACACGAAGCAUUAUGCCAUUAAUCCAUAUAGUACAGUAUUGCUGUGUAAAAUACUUUUUCUCGUGCUCAUCCUUCGUCUCUGCUUUCAUUGGCGGUUACAACUACUUUGGAAAGGGGGGGGGGGGGGAGGCUAUAGAUAUAUGUACACCGAGUUUCAUUCACUCAAACUCAAAAUUUCAUAUGUAGGUCAUUUAGUGGCCUGAUUCCUUCUGUGGCCAACCAUUUCUUCCUCUCUCCCUAACGUCUUUUAUUAUUUUACGCUUUCUCUAUAGGUUCUCUUAAUCUCAAUUAUAAAACACCUUUCCCUAAUGUGUCGAAAAUGUCAAAACAACAUGCCCUAGCCGCUACUAUGCUCAAAUAGAACGUUCUUGCAAGACAGAGCUUAAAAAAAAAGCUUGACGCAACACAUGCACAUGAAAAGUAAAACGCUGUGUAGGGCGUGUCAACGAUAAAUCUGGUUGUCGGUAUCUUCUGAAGCACUUAUUUUAAAGUUUCAGUAGAAUGGCAUUGGAAACAGAACGACAUCAUCAUAACUACCAUCUUUAUAGAUAUCCAGCGCAUUUAAGAGGUAUUAAUAGCAAGCACAGCUGGUGGUACACAAAUACCGCUGUUACUACGAAUAUUACUCCUUAUAAUUAAAAUGAAACAUCAGUAGUCAGUUUUGGAUGGUCAAUUACAUGAUGCUCUAGAAAAAAAGCACCAACUCACAAAAGCUAGCCCCUUAUCAGAGUCAGCUGUUAAGGCAAAGAAAACAAUGUUUUAAUCGAUUGCGUCAUGGGGACUCAGAAAGGUAUACUUGGUAAUAAAAGGCGUGGUGUAAUUUUCUCAUCAAACAGACAAAAAUGUGAUUAUCGUGCUAUCUCAUAUCUUAAUUCGACCGAGUGUUUUACAUAAUCAUUUACAUGGGGCGUACUGUAGAUGAUUAAAUGGACAUGAGAUCCCAAAGCACGGAAAAAACAAUGAUCCGUAAAGACAUCUCGAUGCGGGUAAACUUCGAGCAUCAGUGACAGCGUAUCACCACUGACAUAUAAGGACUAAGUGUCUGGAUCAAUGAGUUUACUGUGAGACGACCAGUUAAAAUGCUGCGUCCGCUCUUUUCUCUAAGAGUUACGGUAUAAACGAUUUUUUUUCCUAUAAAGAUAUAUCAAAAAUAUUAUACGAGUCGGAGAACGCAAGAGGCACUGGGUACAGCGAACAGCUAUGCUGGUAACAGAGUUCAGAGUAUGCGCGCGCACUGCCGUAAAGAGGCGUUUCACGUGCAUGAUGUCAUAGACCUUACUUCAUAUGUGUGUGAAUGUAAAUACUUCGUAGAUGAAGGUCCUUGUCCGUGUAUGUUGAUGCGAUGGCUGCGGAUGUAGUGUAACUUGCUACAACGUACUGUCCUAGUGAGGAAUAUAAAAGCCAUAUUGAUA